Messenger RNA from Nicrophorus vespilloides, 352 nucleotides. Its product is annotated as cysteine--tRNA ligase, cytoplasmic-like. Lineage: Eukaryota; Metazoa; Arthropoda; Insecta; Coleoptera; Silphidae. The coding region runs from base 11 to 178 and encodes 55 amino acids. The record is from RefSeq and is a predicted model, not a curated record. The transcript has 2 exons.
GCCUACUGAAAUGUUUAAAUCCGAAACUGAUAAGUACUCUAAAUUCGAUGAAAAUGGUUUACCGACACACGAUUUAGAAGGAAAGGAGAUCAGCAAAGGUCAAAUGAAGAAGUUGCAAAAGCUGCAGCAAGCUCAGGAAAAGAAAUAUCAAGAAUAUUUAGCUAGUCAGAAAUCUUGAACGAACGAUGAAUCACCGAUGAUUAUUUAUUAUGCGAGAACUUAUUAAUUAACCAUUUAAUGAUUAAUUUUAUGAAAGAUAGUGUUGAAAACAUUGUUUCUCUAACUAUUGUGCAUUUUAUAGUGUAAUAUAAAUCAUUGUGUAAUUUUAUACUACUUAUAUUUAAUAUACAAA